ACAACACACAGCACUUCCCUGAGUCAAGGAGUCUGCUGCUGCUUCUUCACUACAGGCUGCACCUCCUGAUGGACAUUCAGGACAGUCUCCAGACCCCUCCCAUCGAGGCUCACAUUAAAGAUCUCCAUGAGACACACAAAGCAGGUGUGUUAGAAUCCACAAAAACUUUGGAGGAUCAGGCAUUUUCUGGGGAUCCCCACACCAGAGCUGUGGACUUUGAGACUCAAUACACUGAUCUGAUGCUCACUGGUCAGUACAAAAGAACUUACAAUGAGAGGCACCAUGAACUUUUGAAUAUAGGGAGGAUUCAUGAAGAGAUGGUGAAGAAGCAGACAAGAGAGAAAUGUAAGGGAAGCUGGACUGAGAAGCUUUUUAAUAGGGGCUUUGAAAGUGAGACUGAUUCUCACAUUGCAGUGGUCAGUGGAGUGGCUGGAAUCGGGAAGACCACCAUGGUCCAGAAGAUUAUGUUUGACUGGGCCAGUGGCACUCGGCACCAAAUGUUUGCAUUUGUGUUCCUGUUUAAAUUUAGAGAGCUCAACCUCCUAGACUAUGAGAACGAGCCGCAGAUGUCUCUGACCAGGCUCAUCGUAAAGCACUAUGAAUAUCUCAAUGACCCGAGACUGAGAGAAAUCUUACAGAAACCUGAGUCUCUCCUCUUUAUACUUGAUGGUCUGGAUGAGUACAAACACAACCCGGAGCACACACAUGAGCAGCUCUGUUCAGACCCAGAUGAGCAUGUUCCUGUCCAUGUUUUGCUCACCAGCUUGGUACGAAGGACAUUACUGAAGGGCUGUUCAGUUCUGCUCACAAGCAGACCAAUAGCUCUGCAGGCCUUGGUCAUGGACAGGGUUGAUCGAUUUGCACAGAUCCUGGGGUUUUUCCCUGAACAAAGGCUGAUAUACUUUAAGAAGUUCUUUGGUGACAUUGAACUGAGUAUGAAGGUUUUUCAGUAUGUGGAGGAGAAUGCCAUUCUGUACGCCAUGUGCUUCAACCCUUCCUACUGCUGGAUUAUCUGCUCUGUGCUGAAGAGUCACUUCAUGACACCUGAAGAUGAGCGAGGAGCUGCCCCCAGAACUGUCACCGAGCUCUUUGUGAUGUUCAUUCGUAACAUCCUGACCAAUCACAAGGGAGAAGCCAAGGACCAGCGAGGGCUUCUGGUCAGCCUGGGAAAGAUGGCCUAUUAUGGGCUGGCCAAUAGGAUUCUUGUGUUUUUUGACAAAUUUGAGAUGUCGAGCUUUGGUGUCCAUCCCGUCCUGCCCUCUCAAGUCCUCUCAGGGUUACUUAAAGAAAUCCCACCAAGAGAAAGCACUCUGGACCGCACAAUGUACACAUUCUAUCACCUCACCAUACAGGAGUUCAUAGCUGCCUGCUCCUUCUACCUCGAUCCAUCAGCAGACAUAGAAGAGCUGCUUAAGAAGCUCGACUCAUGUAAAGAUGGCCGGUUUGAGAUUCUAACUCGAUUCCUGGCAGGGCUGGGCAGGUCUUCUGUGUUUGAAUCACUGGAGGGAAUUCUGGGAGAUUUUGAGAUGAAGACAGUAAAGCGGAUACUGGAGUGGGUGAAAAAGAAUGCUAAAUGGUCGCUGCAGAGUGCAGAUAAAAGUGAAGCUCUGCGAGUGUGUCAGUGGCUCUAUGAGGCUCAGAAUGAGAAAUUAAUUAGAGACGCUGUGGGGAAGGAUGUAAAAAUGGACUUUAGUUACAUGACUUUAUCUCCUCUGGAUUGUGCUGUGCUGGGCUAUGUCAUCUGCUGCUGUGGAGAACUCGAGGAGCUUAACCUAACAGGGACAAAACUCACCCCAGAGUGCAUCAAGAGACUGGCACCAGGGCUCAGCUGCUGUAGAUGUGUCAGACUGUCUGAUUGUGCCCUCAUCCCCACAUGUUCCUCGGCUAUCUUCUUGGCACUUUCUUCUCCAAACUCCCGGCUGUCUGAACUGGAGCUGAAUUACAACAAAAUGAAAAAUGCAGGAGUGGCUCAGGUGUUUAAGGGGCUGAGGAGCAAACAUUGCAAAUUAGAGAAACUGAGCCUCAGGACAUGUCAUCUCAACUUCAGAUGUUGUGCCGCUCUCUCGUUAGCUCUUUCUUCUCCUCACACACUGCUAACUGAGCUGGACCUGAAUGGCCAAGAACUGAAAGAUUCAGGAGUGGAAAAGCUGUGUGAGGGGCUGAGGAGUGAAAACUGUAAAUUAGAGAAACUGAGCCUGUCUUAUUGUUGUCUCACCCAUGGAUGCUGUUCGGCUCUCUCCUCAGUCCUUUCUUCUCCAAACUCACGGCUCACUGAACUGAAGCUGAAUCACAACCUCAACAUGGAUUCAGGACUGGCUCAGCUGUGUGAUGGGCUGAAGAGUAAAAACUGCAAAUUAAAAAAACUGGAGCUGCAGCAUAUUGGGGUCAGUGAGACUGAGAAGAGGAACCUGAGAUCACUACAGGAGGAACUGGAGAGGACUGGACGACAGGUGGAUAUCGUCACUUGAGACGACAUGGUGAUCAACUGAAUUUCUGAAUUUCCCUAUGGGAUUAAUCUACUAAUAAUCUAACCUAACUAUCCUUAGUGCUGACGUCUCCUGUCCACUCACUCUAAAUUCUUCUCUUCAUUCUUUUACAAUCUCUUCAGCUCUUCUUCACAUAUAAUAAACUGUCCAUGUCUUCUUCUCAGUCUGUGCGCUUCUCCUUUAAACUUACUGUUUGUUCACCCUGUGACUUAACUGGUCGUCAGGCUGCACAUGCUCAGAAUGGAUUUUCACCAGCAGGGGGCAGUAGUGAGACUUUGCAUAAAAAGACCCCUGGAAAUCUGAAAGCCCACUGAGGCUAGAAGUGGGAGCAAAGAUGACUGGAUAGUCAAGUUUUUAGUGUUAAGGGGGAUAGUUCUUAUCCUGGCUUUGGGGACAAGCACUGGACAGGACAGGUUUAUGGCCAUCUGAGCGGAACCAUCACAAAGGCUCUGUUUCUCUACCUCAUUUGGUAUUGCUUGAACCUGUGUCCACUCCCCUCCUUGUUUACUGUGUCCAUGUGCACGCAAUUCCUGACUUCUGCGUCUGACUGAACAGACUCAGAGGUGUGCAGAUUUGGACAUUUGUGCAACUCCCAGGACUUAUUUCAUCAUUUUCUUCAUUUUUACUCUCUUAUCUUCAUUUCACUGUUACCUCCACUCGUGUCUUCUUUAGUGAGCAGCAACCUGAACAAGUGAGCCAUUUAAAAAUAAAUGAGAGCAAAAUGACAAGACAAAGAGAACUCUGACCUAGUGGUGUAGAAAAUGUGAGGGACUGGGGACCCAUCCAGGGUUGGGUCCUGUCUUGUACUCCAUGUAUAUUGUCUGUGAUACCUAGCUACUCUGAACUGGACUGAGUGGGUUCAGAAAAUGGAUAGAUGAAGAAGAACAAGCACAACUGGGAAAUGGACAAGGUGAGGAGCACCUAAAAUCUACAGCUAGAUCCACAGACUUAGAAAUACAGUUUGGACACCUUUGGUCAAAAUUUCUAUUACUGUGAAGAGCAAAGAGAGUAGAAGAUGAACUGAUGUCCAAAAUUUAUGCGCCCAAACCUUUGCAUGCCACCAUAUUUAACUGUAUAAAGCAACGGUCACAACAUUGAACAAAGUCUUCAACAACAGGUCCAAGGCUGUCCGCCUUUUCUUGUAGAAGACUCACAAUGACAGAGUUGUCUGCAAAUUUCAGGAUAUGUCUGUCCUUGAGUGAACUUCAGCAAACAUCUGUGUACAGAACAGGACACAAACAGCAGCCUUGUGGUGAUCCAGUAGAUAAGUUUAGACAAUCAGAAAACCCGACAUUAACACCUACUCGUUGUGUUCUGUUAGUUAAGAAGGCAUGUGAUAUAGAGGGUCCGCAGCUCAGAACGAAGAGCCAGUUUUUAAUGAAUAAUACAUUUGGCUGUGUCAGUCUAUGUGGGCACCCUCGCGCAACCGUGGGGAGUUGAUGAGGUAACUGGAGCGAGUCGCACCUGGAUGUGAGGGUGCAAUAUCUUUCUCAAUUGCUUCAUCGGCUUCCUGUGGUGAAUGAUUGAGACACAGAACCGUACAAGUACAGGCUGGCACAGGAGAAGGGAAGGACGAAAGAGGAAAAACGAAAGAGAGACUGACUGACUUGCAGAACGUGAGUGCGUAAUUGGGGCAGAGAAAGAGGACAAGCCAGCCAGCUAGAUGAAGAGACGGGACAUCCCACACCCACUGAUUGUGCUGAGGAGUGGGUGCGUUCGAGGGGGUAUUCUCUCCAGGGAUCCAAGGCAUGUCUGCAAGGGCGUGAAGGAUGACAAGAGGACAACCAACCCUGAGCAGUCUGGCAGACACCGAUGGAGGCAGCCAAGAUGGGGGUCGGGAUUGAGAGGACCGCAGCUGCUCAAGUCUCUCCAGCUGAACGAGCAAUGGGUAAGCUGGGAAGACUUGGAAGGAAAUGGGCUCAGCUCAUAUGACCCAAUGACUGUCGUUGGUUUUUAUUCUCGUUUUAAGCCUGGUUUUAAUCAUUUGAAUUUUUUUUCACUGUUUUUAUGGAUUAAUUAAUGAAGUUUGAGAACUACACUUUGGACACUAUUUUGAUUUUUUAUUGUUUAAUAAAAGCACUUUGCACCAUC
This is a messenger RNA of Polypterus senegalus (gray bichir), 4577 nucleotides long. Its product is annotated as NACHT, LRR and PYD domains-containing protein 3-like. The transcript has 7 exons. The record is from RefSeq and is a predicted model, not a curated record. Lineage: Eukaryota; Metazoa; Chordata; Cladistia; Polypteriformes; Polypteridae. The coding region runs from base 69 to 2468 and encodes 799 amino acids.